Phascolarctos cinereus (koala) is the source of this 565-nucleotide messenger RNA. Lineage: Eukaryota; Metazoa; Chordata; Mammalia; Diprotodontia; Phascolarctidae. The record is from RefSeq and is a predicted model, not a curated record.
GGGGCUCGAGGUCCGGCUAAUGGCGGCGGCCGGCUCUUCAGAGGAGAAACCGCCGCUUCGCCGCGAAGGGAGGGAGGAAGGAAGAAGGAAGGGAGGGCAGGCCCUGCCCGGCGCGGCGCAGCCGCCCCCGCGGACAGUCAGCGGCCCCUGGCCCGCCUUUGUCUCCGGCCUCGGAGGGGGAGCGAGCCUGGGCCUCGCGGCCCAGUCGAGGCCGGCCCUGCCCCGCCCCCGGGGUCGGGUUUCCCUGGCGGUCCGGGGCCUUUCCUUGGCGCCUGGCACCCGAAUGGGCCUGGGGCUGGAGUUGGGGAGGGGGCCUGGCCCCGAGAGCUCCGGCGGCCCCGAGCGAAGUGGGACAGAGAAAGGCUUUCCUUCGGCCCGGACGCCUAGGGAGGCGGGCCUCGGCGGAGGGGGAGGUGCCGGCCGGCCUCUGCUUGGCUCCCUCGUGCGGGGCUUUGUUGUGAUGGGGCCGGUGUUUGCGGCCAACAUGGCGGAGAUGCAGAAAUUCAAGGUGUACAUGAUACUUCCUUGCUCUUGCUGAACUCAUAAGAUUACAUUCAUGUAAUUG